Molecule: messenger RNA, 1930 nt
Organism: Cydia splendana
Lineage: Eukaryota; Metazoa; Arthropoda; Insecta; Lepidoptera; Tortricidae
Gene: Torsin
Product: torsin-1B
Exons: 7
Coding region: 241-1296 (351 amino acids)
Biological process (GO): cellular response to misfolded protein
Molecular function (GO): ATP hydrolysis activity; ATP binding
Source: RefSeq, a predicted model, not a curated record
CGAUGCUGUCAUAGUACAUAUUGUUCUUGGCACGCACGUUAUCGCAGUUUUAUUUGAUUUUAUACAAAAUCCACUAGAACCUGUAAUAUAGUGGAGGCUCCAAUGAGUGCCUGUAGUCUUUGUAAUCUUUAAAUUUGAAGAAACAAAGUACUAAAUAGCUAAAAGGAACAGGCUGUGUACUUGGGGAAAGCCACUACUACUACAUAUUUAAUAAUUAAGCAAAUUCAGGACUAGAUAAAAAUGAAAUACUGUAGCCUACUUUUGAUAUUUAUCAUAACCUGCGGUCUUCUAGAAUGCAUGGUUGCAGAGCUAAUUACUAUGUCCUUGAUGGGUGCAGCUUUUAUAACAGGUGGUUGGUACAAGUGGCAAACGAUAAAAGAGAACUCAUAUUGUCGGUUCAUGGAAUGUUGCAAUGCAAAUUAUGUCCCAUAUGACAUUGAGAAAUUAAAGACAUCACUCUCCAAGUAUAUGUUUGGACAACCCUUAGUGAAUGAGCUAGGCAGUAUCAUAAGUGCACACAAAGAAGCAGUGCUAAAUAACAGCAACCGGAAAGCACUAGUGAUCAGUCUGCACGGUUGGUCAGGGGUCGGCAAGAACUAUGCAUCCAAUAUGAUCGCUGAGGCCCUCUACAAGAAGGGAACUAAAAGCCAGUAUGUCAAGUUGUUCAUGGGAGAUAAGGACUUUAACUGUGAGGAUUUGGACAAGAAGAAGAAGGAAGUAAUGUCCGAAGUAUUCAGGGUUGUGAAGAGCUGUCCAACAUCUCUAAUAAUAUUUGAUGAAAUACAUGACAUGUGUCCAAGCAUACUGGACACCGUGAAGCCAUUCCUGGAUCACCACCAGUCUGUGGAUGGGGUAGAUUUUAGGAACAGCAUAUUCAUCUUCAUCUCUAAUAUUGGAGGAGGUCAGAUAGCCUCAACUCUUCUGGACUUGUAUGGACAAGGAGUGAAAAGGAACGAUGUGGAAUUCCACAUGUUCGAACCUAUUAUUCGCAAAACGGCAUAUUUUACAGGUGGCUUCAAGCAGUCGUCGACGAUCGCGAACCACCUGAUAGACCACUACAUCCCGUUCCUGCCUCUGGAGCAGCAGCACGUGGAGCAGUGCGCGCUGGCCGAGCUGCGCGCGUACGGCGUCGCCGAGCCCACCGAGCACAUGAUGGCAGAUGCGAUGUCUGUGAUAACGUACGGGCCGAGCGAGGCGCAGCCAAUUUUCGCGAAUAACGGCUGCAAAAGAUUCACGAAGCACAUUCCCUACGUAGUACAGAAGCACAAACCGAAAAAGGAGAACAGUGAACUGUAAAUAGGUCUAUUGUUAUAAGUUUCAAUUGUGAUAAUUUAACAAAUCGUGUUUACUUUUUAAAAGCGAGGUUCACACUGACCAAGCAUUUGGGCAUGAACCAUUUUACCUACCAGCAGUCGAGAAACCACCGCACACGGACUGCUUGUUAUGGGGCUUCCUUGUCCUUUGACCGCCAAAAAACUGCCAUAGAUUAAAAUUAAUCUUUUCAUUUCCUUAAGAUUUACUAUGACGUGUUAUAAUAAAAUAGUCGUGGCUUCAUAAGGUUGGGUUGAAGCAACCUUUUGGUAAAUAUUCAGUCAUUUUUGCACUGAAUCAGUCUAGACUGAUAAGUGUUGGCGGCUACUCGACAAGUCUGGACCCGGCUAAAUGGAGUCAUGUUGAGCGAGUAUACAGGUUCAUCACGGUUUUUCUCUAUAUUUUGAGUUACAUUAUGUUUCUAUUAUAAGAUCUAAUCUAUGGAUACAAAACACGACUUACGUAUGAGUAUUAGAUACUCGUAUUUUAAAUAGAACUAUGUUCUGCUUCGUACCUUAAAUAUAAUAUGUUUAGCAACUAAUAUAAGUAAGCUAAUUUAUUAUAAAAAUGGAGAGAUCUAUAAGUAUUUUUUCAUAAUCAACCGGUGUCCUAACUUUUU